This is a messenger RNA of Psilocybe cubensis, 3324 nucleotides long. Its product is annotated as Putative zinc protease. Gene Ontology annotation, cellular component: mitochondrion; cytosol. The transcript has 16 exons. Gene Ontology annotation, molecular function: metalloendopeptidase activity; metal ion binding. Bases 1 to 3324 code for a protein of 1107 amino acids. The record is from RefSeq and is a predicted model, not a curated record. NCBI's taxonomy places the organism in Eukaryota, Fungi, Basidiomycota, Agaricomycetes, Agaricales, Agrocybaceae. Gene Ontology annotation, biological process: peptide catabolic process.
AUGUCUGCGACGGCAGAUUGGAGACAGAUCGAAAACCCUGGCGCUCAGCCUUAUCGCAUCUUCACUAGACCUAUCAUCAAAUCUGAACAGGAUGAUAGAGAAUAUCGGAUAAUAGAGCUGGAGAAUGGCCUCAAGGCUACCCUUGUUCAUGACGCUAAAGCAGACAAAGCAGCGGCUAGUCUUGACGUCGCUGUUGGACAUCUUUACGACCCAGAUGAUAUGCCAGGACUUGCUCACUUCUGCGAACAUCUACUAUUUAUGGGAACAGAAAAAUUCCCCCAGGAGAACGAAUAUUCAGAGUUUCUCUCAAAAAACAAUGGUGGAUCGAAUGCAUAUACAGCAACUUCCAACACCAAUUACUACUUCAAUGUUUCAACGUCGGCAUUGUCAGGUGCGCUAGAGCGCUUUGCCGCGUUCUUUCACUGCCCACUCUUUGCUCCAUCAUGUACAUCUCGUGAAUUAAAUGCUGUGGAUUCUGAGCACAAAAAAAAUCACCAAGCAGAUAUGUGGCGUAUCUUUCAACUGAACAAACACUUGACGAAACCCGGUCACGUAUGGUCCAAGUUUGGUAGCGGAAAUAGAGAGAGCUUGUCAAAAGCGGCCAAGGAUCUUAAAAUACAGGGCAAACUCGAGGGCGCUACUCUCUUAUCUGCCAACUCCUCCCCCGGAUCGUCUGGCAAAGCUUCUCCGGCCCCCUCGACUGUUAGUGAGUCAGACGCGGAUGGUGGUGCAGUUGGUCGCGAAACUCGUCGCCGGCUAGUCGAAUGGUGGACCAAAGAAUAUUGUGCUAGCAGGAUGCGUCUAUGUAUCGUAGGCAAAGAAUCUUUGGAUGAUCUUUCCGAACUUGCGACAAGGUUUUUCUCCCCAAUCCCUAAUCGGGGAAGAGAUCCCCUUCCGAUGAUUUUUGAUCAUCCAUUUGGCACUGGGGAAAAAGGGACACUUGUUUCAGUUCAAACCGUCAUGGCUUUCCACGCUUUAGAAAUCUCUUUCCCAUUGGAAUAUCAACCUCCAUUCUGGAAGCAUAAGCCUGCCAACUUUCUUUCGCACUUUGUGGGUCAUGAAGGGCCUGGUUCAUUGCAUUCCUAUUUGAAAAACAAACAUUGGGUCACCUCUUUGAGCUGUGGCCCUCAAAACCUUGGCAGGGGAUUUGCCAUGUUUAAAAUAACUGUUUAUCUGACUCCGGAAGGUUUUGCAAAUUAUAGAUCAGUCAUACAAGCAGCGUUUAAAUACCUUGCUUUACUUCGAUCAUCUAAACUGGAAUCAUACCACCAUCAAGAAGUUGUCAAUCUUUCUAAUAUACGGUUCCGAUUUGCUGAAAAAAAGCGCCCCGACGAUUAUGCGACAUGGAUUGCGGAGCAUAUGGCCUGGCCAAUUCCUGAGCACCUCCUCCUUGCCGCGCCGCGAUUGACCUGGGAUUACGAAAACGAUUUAGACAGGCAAAGAGGCGAAGCCAAAGUUAUGGAAUAUCUGGAUAAAUUUAGGAUACAGAAUGGCCGAGUUGUCCUUAUGGCUAAAGAGGAUGAUCACCGCAAAAUUCACCCUGAACUGGUCUGGGAAAAAGAACCAUGGUAUGGGACAGGCUACGCUGUUCAAAGAUUUGAUGAUGAAUUUGUGGCCGAGGCCAAUAGUUUCAACGACAUCUCUGAAUUAUUCGUCCCUAGACCCAAUGAGUUCAUUCCGACUAAUCUCGACGUGGAGAAAAAAAUCGGGCCUUUGAAACGACCUCAUCUUAUAAGACAAACUCGGGUAUCAUCUCUGUGGUACAAAAAAGACGAUAAAUUCUGGGUGCCAAAAGCGCAUGUUGUAUUUGAUAUACGCAGCCCACUGACAAGUGCAUCAGCACGAACCUCAGUGCUUACAAGACUAUACUCUGACAUCGUCAAUGACUCACUUACAGAAUUUUCAUACGACGCUGAUCUCGCCGGUCUGUCAUACAACCUUUCAUCUACAAAUACUGGUCUGUACAUUACCAUGAAUGGAUAUAACGAUAAGAUGUCUGUGCUGGUGCGACAUGUCCUCGAGAAGGUGAAAGGCCUUGUCGUCGAUGCUCAGAGGCUCGCAGUUGUCAAAGAAGAGCUUCGAAGGGAGUACGAGAAUUUCUCUCUCGGUCAAUCAUACUCUCUCUCCGAUUAUUACGGACGUUACCUCAUGGCACAACGCCAGUGGACUAUCGAUGAAAAGCUGGCAGAACUACCUUCCAUCAAUGCAGACGAUGUCCGGACCCACAUGGAAGAACUUCUGAAGCAAGUGAACGUCAGAAUUCUGGUGGCUGGGAACAUGUACAAAGAUGAAGCCAUCAAAGUAGCAGAGAUCGCAGAAGAACGCCUUAACCCGACCAGUCUUUCUCCUUCCGAGCUGAAUGAAAAAUCGCUUCUGCUCCCUCCAGGCUCAAAUUAUAUAUACUCUGCGCCGUUGCCCAACAAGAAUCAAGCAAAUUCCGCUUUAACUUAUUUCACCUACUACGGCCCCGUGGUCAACCAGAAACUGCGGGUUACAUCCGCACUCCUUACUCAAAUUUUAAGUGAACCGGCUUUCAAUAUCUUGCGAACUAGGGAACAAUUGGGUUAUAUCGUCUCUUGUUCGUCUUGGACUCUGCCUGGCUUUAGUGAAAGAGGCCUACGUAUUGUGGUCCAAAGUGAGAAGCGACCAACAUAUCUGGAAGAUCGUGUGGAUGCCUUUUUGGAAGAAAUGAAAAUCAAACUCGAGGAUAUGUCUCUUGAUGAAUUCGAUGUCCACAAAAGUGGUCUAGAGAAAAAGUGGCUCGAGGCAGAUAAAAAUUUGGGGGAAGAGGUUUCCAAAUAUCUUAUCCAGAUUAACAGUGGGCAUUGGGAUUUCUUAAGGAAUGAAAAAGACGCGGAAAUGUUGAAAGGCAUUACCAAACAGGAUGUCCUCGAUCUUUUCCUUACCAACGUUCACCCAUCUUCAACGAAGAGGUCUAAGUUAUCAGUUCAUAUGGUUUCUCAAAAACCCCGACCCAAGGGGGUAAGUUCUCUCGCAAUCGAGGCGUUUGAAGGCAUGGUCCGCAAAGAAUUCCCUGAUAUCGAUGAAAAGUCAUGGAAAACUUCUUUGGAGAAGGAAAACCCUACCAUCGUCGAAUUUGGACAACACUGGGCGAAAAUAUUGAAUUCUGAGGAAGGGAGAAAGCUUGUUUCUCAAUUACCUUCCCUUGUGGAAAAGUAUCCGGUUCAGGGCGAAGAAACCGAGUCGCCAAGGGUAGGAGUUACGUAUAUCGAGGAGAAGAAAGCCUUUAAAAACACCUUAAGGGCUUCAGUCGACCCCGGUCCAAUGAUGGAGUGGAACGACCUUCCUGUUUCGAGGUUCUAG